This is a messenger RNA of Verticillium alfalfae VaMs.102, 441 nucleotides long. RefSeq lists its product with no specific name. The record is from RefSeq and is a predicted model, not a curated record. NCBI's taxonomy places the organism in Eukaryota, Fungi, Ascomycota, Sordariomycetes, Glomerellales, Plectosphaerellaceae. The transcript has 2 exons. The coding region runs from base 1 to 441 and encodes 146 amino acids.
AUGGCGAGAAGCAGCACCGUGGCCAGGAUUCAGACGAGGUUCUCCAGCUUUUCACGAUCUUCUGUAGACCCGGCUAUCUGUACUGUAUUUGCACACCAGUCUUCGGGUAAGAGCAAUGUGCCAAGCGCUUUCUCAACCCUGAGCAGCUACCUCCGGGCCUGGACGAUCCUACCUGCCUCUGGAGCCGCUACUCGAGCGCACGACGACCAGAAGGGUGACGAGGUGGACGGCCAUUCGUUCGCCUCCUCCGCCGCCCGCCACACGUGUCCCCUUUAUCUGCAUCCCGACACACGCCUGAACAGAGCCCCGGUCGCCCUCUUGAUCACCGGACACACCACAGUCCCCCUCUCGCACGUCUACCUGCCUGUUGCUCGGGAUGCAGCCUGGUGGAGUGCAGUGCAGCUGCCGCCUCUCUGGAAGUCCAGACGCCAGCGACCAUGA